UCCUCCUCGGAUGUUGUGCGGAGCGCCAAACCCGAACCUCUUUACGCACCGUCCCGCCUCACCUUCAGCGUCACCUCUGCGCCUCUUCAGCCGCGCUGAAUGGAUUAGCCUCCGGGAGCCAUGCGGUACCGGCACCGAGCCCCCGCAGCGACCCGAGCCGCUUCGGAUGCAGGAGAGUCCGGUUUCCGCAUUCCCGCAGCCGCCGUGCGCACUGCAGGCGCGGAGCGAAGAUCCAUGAUCUCAACAGAAAAGGAAACCGGUUCGUCCGGCUCGGCGGGCCGCCCCGCGCUGCGGAUUCAUUGUUACGUUCCCGGCGGACGGAGAGGCUGCUGACUGUGUGUCUCAGGCCCGGUUCGGAGCUCCUUCAUGACCCGGGAUGGAGAACUGCUGCCGCGCCUGCUGCCCCUGCUUCUCCCGGCUCUGGAACUGGUUCUGGCCGGCUCCCCGCUACCCGCCCGUCCCGAACCUGGUCAUCGCCAACCCGGGGGCCCGGUCGGAGGAGAUCCGCACCGUAUCGGGGAACAUCCGCGCCCCGUCGCCCAAGAAGCGGCCGGUGCAGCUGUACGCGGCGCUGUACGACUUCCAGGCCCGGAGCGACGACGAGCUGUCGGUGAAGGAGGGAGACAAGCUGUCGGUGAUCGAGAAGCGGGGCGACUACGUGCUGGCCAAGAAGCUGACGGGAGCGCCGCAGUCCGGGCUCAUCCCGGCCAACUACGUGGCUCUGCUGCAGGACGAGUUCGCCAAACACAAGUGGUACUACGGGAACAUAAACCGCGUGAAAGCAGAGAAACUGCUGCUCGCUUCCCAAAACAAAGAUGGCGCCUUCCUGGUUCGCAUCAGUGAGAGUCACAGCGAUGAGUACACGGUGUCUGCGCGGAGCGAGGGGAAGGUUUUCCACUUCCGGGUGCAGCGCUCGGUGAUCGGAGCGUACUUCGUCUCAGAUAAGCUGUCGUUCGCCACGCUGGGCGAGUUGAUCUCCUACUACCAGAAGAACCCGCGGAGCCUCGGGGUGAGCCUGGUGGAGCCGUGCGCCCAGCAGCGGGAACUCUUCGACAUGGAGCCUUGGGAGAGACCGCGGGAAGAGUUCCAGCUCCACCGCAAACUGGGAGAAGGAAACUUUGGACAAGUAUGGGAAGCCAUUUGGACCAAAGAGAACCGGAAAGUGGCCAUAAAGAUGCUGAAACAAGAGGACACGAAGCAGGACGAGUUUGUGAAGGAGGUCCAGGCGCUGAAGAGCCUCCACCACCCGAAGCUGAUCCAGCUGCUGGCCAUGUGCUCCAGAGGGGAACCCGUCUACAUCGUCACCGAACUCAUGAGCAAAGGAAGCCUCAAGUCCUACCUGGACUCUGAAGAAGGAAAGCUGCUGAAAACGGCUCAUCUCAUCUACAUGAGCGGCCAGAUCGCAGACGGUAUGGGCUACCUGGAGGACAGACACAUCGUCCACAGAGACCUGGCCGCCAGAAACAUCCUGGUGGGAGACGACCUGAUCUGCAAGGUGGCGGACUUUGGACUGGCUCGGAUAAUUAAGGACAGCGUGUACACUGCCAGCAGAAACACAAAGAUCCCGGUACGGUGGACAGCGCCUGAGGCGGCGCUGCACCAACGCUUCUCUGUCAAAUCAGACGUCUGGUCGUUUGGCGUGCUUCUGUAUGAGAUGAUGUCACGCGGGAAAAUGCCGUACGAAGGAAAAAGCAAUAAGGAGGUGAUGGACAUUUUGAAAUCGGGGCAUCGGCUGGGCUGUCCCGACCGCUGCCCUCCCAAUAUUUACCGGAUCAUGAAGGACUGCUGGCACACCGACCCGACCCAAAGGCCGUCGUUCCACGCCCUGCAGAACCAGCUGGACGCCAUUUAUCAACGCAUUUAUUACAAAACCGUGGAGGUUUAGAGGCGAACGUCGGUCUUCCUCUGCUGGCUGGGAACCUGCACAAACGGCAGGAAGUGGCGAGGCAGAGCGAUGAGGACCGUUCCUCUCCGUGUUUCUGUUUGGGAAAAUGAAGCAGCGCAGCGACCCAAACCAACAUGGAGGACAAACUGCACAGAAACCCAGCGGUAUUUUAGAGAGCGGAGUCUGUAAAUACACCAGAGAAACUCCUCAGACUGUUUUUAAACUCCACUCUUGUGUUUUAGAGGCUGUAAUAAUGGAAAUCGUCGGUAUGUGCCAUGCUGGACGUCCUGAGCCUGAAGGGGGAAUGUUACGGUUUCACUUCUGUUUCCGAUGCAAAACAAGUCGUGAAAAUGGAGAUUUUGUGCAAUAAUUAAACGAAAGCUGAAUUUUUAGCCACAUUAGACUAGAGAAAGGGAAAUUAAUUAGUUUCUUAGCUUGACUCUUUCUGCUUUUGAGCUAAAUAUCUUGAAGAAAAGGUUUGGUUUGCUGUUAAAUGACUGUUUGUUUUCAUCAAACCGCAUCCAGACGUAACGAUCACUGAAACCUGCGUCUCCUUUACAUUAAAGAGAUCAGGAAUAAAAUGUACGGAAAAUAACAAGUCUUCCUCUGCUAAGAGUUUGGUUUAAAGAUCAGCGACAGCGCAUCUUAAAUUUAAAUGUGCAUUUAUUUUUGUUUAGCUUAGCUUGGCUAGCAGCCUAAGGAACGUAGCCGUAGUUAGCCUCCCAGAUAGCCCCUAACUUAGCUCCAAUGCUAAGUCCUAUAGCGCACGUGGAGGAGCUCAGUAGCUGCGUUUCCAUUAAAAAUAUGCACAAAACUUUGUCAGUAAUCAAUAAUGCUGAAAAAAAACACAACUGUGGUGUUUUCAUUAAAUGAAAUCAGAAUUAAAAUCACAUGUGAAUAAGUUUGUUCACUUGAUAAUUCAUUUAAAGACGUGCUGCUCCGUCUACUUCCUGUUUGUCUUCUUCAUGGUUUCUGUCAGUGGUAACAUCUGGUUGUUGAUCAUGUGACUCGUGAUGCGA
Xiphophorus maculatus (southern platyfish) is the source of this 2904-nucleotide messenger RNA. It is a transcript of the gene srms, whose product is annotated as tyrosine-protein kinase SRK3-like. Gene Ontology annotation, cellular component: extrinsic component of cytoplasmic side of plasma membrane. Gene Ontology annotation, biological process: protein phosphorylation; innate immune response; cell differentiation. Bases 377 to 1885 code for a protein of 502 amino acids. NCBI's taxonomy places the organism in Eukaryota, Metazoa, Chordata, Actinopteri, Cyprinodontiformes, Poeciliidae. The transcript is spliced from 8 exons. The record is from RefSeq and is a predicted model, not a curated record. Gene Ontology annotation, molecular function: ATP binding; non-membrane spanning protein tyrosine kinase activity; signaling receptor binding.